Molecule: messenger RNA, 4195 nt
Organism: Folsomia candida
Lineage: Eukaryota; Metazoa; Arthropoda; Collembola; Entomobryomorpha; Isotomidae
Gene: Axn
Product: axin
Exons: 16
Coding region: 808-3414 (868 amino acids)
Biological process (GO): negative regulation of canonical Wnt signaling pathway
Source: RefSeq, a predicted model, not a curated record
UCGUCUCACACAAUUACAUGGUCUCACAUUAGUCACAUUCCAUUUCCAUGAAAGAGAUGCAGUUCUUGCCGUUCUGAGCUGGAGAAUAUUUCCAUCUGCUGGGAUUUGGGUGGAGUGAAAGUUUUGGUGCGGGAGUGAAAUGCCUUCGGAUCUUCUCUUUAUCCCCUCUCUACUUUUGGACCUCCGUUUGUUUACAUAUCCCAUCAUUCGACCACCACUUAUCUUUAUGCUCUCAACUUUGAUCCGCUUUUUUCCACCCAUUAACUCCUGCCGCCGACGAACUGGCAGCUCUCCACUCUAAUUAGGUCAAAGUUUACUACUUCUUCGUUGGCUCUGCUGCAGCUUAUCUUAAUUGUUGGUGGAGUGAGUGGAAGGAAAUAUAAUAAAGAUUUUUCUGCUUCCUUCGUUCGACUUCGACUGGCCAAUCCAACAAGAUGAUUGGGACAGAUUGGUGGACUUUUUUGCUUCUGUUUUGUCGAUAAAAAAAAGUUCGUCACACAAAUGUAAACAUUUGCUAAAGAAGGUUUAUUGUACAGCUAUGAAGACAGAGGUUUGUCAGGGUCACGCCGCUAAAAGAGGAUGGGGAGUACCACCCACCAAGUGUACUACAGCUGACAAAAAAGUCACGAUUAGUGCCCGGAUCGGUCGAAGAAAUAGCAAAUCCUUCUUAUGGAGGUUGGAAAAAAGUUCAAAACGAGAUUCGAGUAGCUGUUUACUGCUGCAUCAGAAUAUUUUAAUACGAAGAGUUAAUAAUAAUAAUACGAGUAUCGUCAGUAGUUUGAUUAGUUGUACACAAAGGAUGCGGUGAUGGCGGAUUAUAAUUCUGACAUCGCCGUCCCACCCCCUGAUCCUCCCGACCCUCCGAACAACCCAACAAACCAACAAAUCCACCACACUACUACCUCAUCAUCUUCAACCACCUUCCUGUCACCGAUGGCGGACACUGUUGAACACGCCUCCUCAUCUCCAAAUUCGUCGUCGUCAACCCCCCCUUGGAUAAUUUGGUCUCGGGGUCUAAACGCUUUACUUGAUGAUCCUCAAGGACAAGACUUAUUUAAAGCUUAUUUGGAGGAAGAAGGUUGUUAUCUUCAGUUGACCUUUCUUUGGGCAUGUGAGGGAUUAAAAUGUACUGCCAUAAAUGAUCCUCCAAAAAUACCUGAUUUGGUUAGGAAAAUCUAUCGUGUUUUUAUACCAAAUCUGAUCGGGCUAACCGAUUCGACAAGAUCGGAACUCGCUCAAGCCAUUGUUGACGGGAGAUUUACGGAGAUUGAGAUAUUCUAUACAGCUGAAAAUGAAGUCUUGACCCAUAUGAAGGAGAAUCUGUACCCAAACUUUUUAAAGAGUGAAAUCUAUCUGUCCGCUUGUAACGCAGAGGAUUCUUCAUCUGGCAGUGGUUCUGGUAUAGAGAGAAGACAAUCUGAAGGAGACGAGUCUAUUGCUUCGGUUGACGAAGAACAUGAUCAUCAUAUGAAUAAAUUGACUCAUUCUCAUGAACAACAGGGUAUUCUUAAUAUUGAUCCGUUGACUGGUGAUCCCAUAUCAAAUAUAUCGUUAGCAAGUUUUGAAAAUGUACAACAAAUCGUAUUACCCACAACAAAUCAAUUGCAAACCGUCCAUGAAGAUAAAGAGCUUAGUACGGCUGCAGCUUCUGCUGCUUCUCAACCCGGUCACUCCUCGAAAUCAAAGAAACAUUUCGGCUUGACCAAGGAAGCGCUUUUAGCUACUGAAAGCGCCCGCUAUUUUGAAUUUCAACGUGCGACAGAGUUUCAAGCGAAAGGAAGAAAAAGCAGCGAUGCUGCUGGUGGUGGGCCCAGUACCCGCUAUUUUGUGAAGCAUGUAGCAGUUCCUCAUUCGAUUCCAUUCCCAUAUCAUGCAUCGUAUUCGUCCUACAACCCGGUGUCGCGUGUUGACUCUGAGAUCCAAAGUAUGAGCUCUGAUGCCAUGACAGAUGAUGGUUCAACUGCUAGUCGUCGCCGUCAUGGACAUAAUAGUAGUGAUCAACAAAGGAGGCACGAUCACCGGAGUCAUUGCCGUGGAGGUAAUGGUGGAGACCCUAAGCUUCCACACUACUCUCAUCCUGCCGAUCGGAGUCGCCAACAUUUAUCUGGGAUGCGACAAGGUGCUCCCUUAAAUACAACAGAUGACCUCAAACGCCUUCCAUCUGAAGGAGUAAUAUUUUGUAAAAGCCGUAGCACUGGUGCUCCCGAUCCGGAGAAAGACCCACAAGGAUUUGCCAAUGUUAUUAUCGAGAAGCUUCAAAUGAUUGAACAGCGCAAAAUGGCGGCGAGUGCGGGUGACAACUACAAAGACAUUUUGGCUCAAGCAAUUAGCAAAAUUCACUCUCAAGAAGAGGAGUCACCGUCUGAUAUUAUAGACAUGCACUUGGCCCGUGUAACAUAUUUAUCUGAUGUUACACCAAAAUCGAAAUCUCCAAAAUUAAGGUCACCAACAAUUGGACGCAGAAGAGGACCACUACCCGCUCCUCCCCCAAUGUAUCCUGCACCUCCUACUCGUCGACGUGAUAGGGAUUUUGUCACAUCAACAUUUUCUGUUGAUUCUGGAAAUGUUCCAGAUUCUGAAUCGUUGGCGUUUCAAGACACCGAGUCAUCGCAAGUUAUGCAAAUGUCAAAGUCUCGCAGUGUUCCUCAUGAAUUAAGGGGCCAGCAGGAAUUUCGUCGCCCACCACCCAUGCCAUUUGGAGGGGUCAAUCCCCGUGGCUAUCACCAUCCACCGAGAGGUUUUCUCGGAAAAGUGCCAUUAGGAAUGUUCAAAAAACCUACCUCUAUGGAUUUUAUCGAUUCUGGGAUUUCAACUGUGUCUGGACAAUCUACCAAUAUACUUCCUCCUCCUUCCGGUCAUCAGCAUGUAUCCUCCACGACAGAAGGUCCAUUUCCAGAUAGAAGAAUACAAGAUUGGGUUGCACAAUCACAUAGUGAUCCACAAAGGAGGAUGCGAAAACUUAAUGCUCCUGAGCAUGAGGAUCUUCGUGAGAAGCUAGUCCAAAGUUUGGAUCUGCAUUCUUCCUCCUCGAGAUCUGGUCACCAACAAAUCACUGCACAUCCACGGCAUUCGCCCCCAUCAUCUGGAUUGGAGACAGUCCCCGAAUCAUCCGCUAAUGGAAACUAUGUCCAUACCCUAGUGUUUUAUGAUGAUAAUCACGACGUACCGUACGUACUAAAAGUUCCACGAAUGGACCCUAGAAUGUAUGGGAAAUCUGGUGUUACGUUGGCAGCUUUGAAAGAAAGACUCCCUCGACAAGGACAGUUUCGCUACUUCUUUCGAACUGAAUGUGUCGAACUAGGAUCUAAAAUCGUACAAGAAGAGGUUUCCGACAACCAUCAAGAAUUACCGAUGCUGAAUGGAAAAAUUUUUGCUCACCUAAAAGCAAUUCCUCCGGGAACAAUGUCUUCCUAAAUAACAGGGGGCGUCACAUCCACGUUAUAGAACCGACCGAAUCGACAUCAUCAUCGAAACGACUGAAUAAGAAAAAAACCGACCAUCCUGUAACAAUUUUCCUUUCAUUCACUAACAUACAUAACUACCUAAAUAUAAUAAAUGUUGUAAAAUGUGAAACGACAAUCCGCAUGAUAUACCUCGACCUUAAUUAAGAUACCUAAAUUGUUUAACUACAUACACACAUAAUAAUACUUUUCUGUACAGCAUGCAACUACUGAAAUUAAAAAAGUACUACAUACAUAUUAUCUACUAUAUAUUUAUAUACCUUGACCAACCUACCUUGAAUAUUUUAUAUCCUGUUUGGAAAUGAUUAAGAUUUAUGUGUUCUCUUUGAAUGUAGAAAUGGAUUGCAUAUAUGUGAAAGAUGUUCGAAAAUUGUUGUGGUUUAAUUUUACUUACGUAAACGUUUUAUUGUUGAUGUUUGUUUAUUUUGAUGCAUUUAUUUAUUUAUUGCUACAUACAUCCCUCGUACUGGAGAAAGCAGCAAAGCCAAAAUGUCACACUAAUAAUAAUAACAUUAACAAUUUUUAAAAUAACAAAAUGCCCUCUACUUAUUUAAUUGUUUAUACUAUGAGACUAUCUACUUGUUCAGUUCUCAUCAUCAUCAUUGUUGAAUUAUUUAUGUUGACGAGCAAUCGUUUAAUAAUAUACAUGUAAUUGGAGAUUAUAGUUAGUUUUAUUUACCGUUUGUAUUAAACUGUUUAGAGGAAAUACAAAAAUAAAACGGAUAUGAGAUUAA